This is a messenger RNA of Vanessa atalanta (red admiral), 694 nucleotides long. Its product is annotated as gamma-glutamylcyclotransferase-like. The coding region runs from base 1 to 642 and encodes 213 amino acids. The transcript is spliced from 3 exons. NCBI's taxonomy places the organism in Eukaryota, Metazoa, Arthropoda, Insecta, Lepidoptera, Nymphalidae. Gene Ontology annotation, molecular function: gamma-glutamylcyclotransferase activity. The record is from RefSeq and is a predicted model, not a curated record.
AUGAUCAAUUCAGAAACUUGCGCAUCAAAUACAUUCCUGUAUUUUGCAUAUGGUAGUAAUAUGUUGUCAUUUAGGAUGAAAUUAAAUAGCUUAUCAGCAGAAUUUGUAUCUAUAGCACGUUUAGAUAAUAGUCGGCUGGACUUUAUUAGGUAUUCAAAAUUUUGGGAGGGACCAACUGCUACUGUUGUGCCCACUGCAAAUGCUCAUGUUUGGGGUGUGAUCUGGCGCUUACCUGUAGAUAAUUUGGACCGUCUUAAUGAGCAAGAGGGCAUAGAAAGAAAAAUAUACUAUGCAAAGUUUGUUCAAGUUUUAUCGCCAUAUUUAGGUAUUAUUUCCUGUCGCAUUUAUAUCCAAACAAUUAAUCCCUUACCAAUUGGAGAUAAAGAUGAAAUACCUGUAGAGCAAUGGCCAUCCUGGACCUAUAAAAAAGUAUUAAUACUUGGUGCUAUAGAGCACGGGCUGCCGCAAUAUUAUAUAGAAAUGUUAAAAAAUAUCAAAAACAAUGGACAAAAAGGAUGUUAUAAAAUGUAUUGCUUUUUGAUGCAGUAUGCAAACAGUAACAAGUCUUGUUUGUGUAUUUCGGAGCAAGCUGUUCAAAAACCGCUUCAACUGGAUUUAAGAAAAUUCAGAAUUUAUAAAUAGAUCACAGCAAAAGAGGAAAAUAAUAAGUCAUAUCAAUUAAAAAAUCACUUUU